Molecule: messenger RNA, 5161 nt
Organism: Loxodonta africana (African savanna elephant)
Lineage: Eukaryota; Metazoa; Chordata; Mammalia; Proboscidea; Elephantidae
Gene: EIF3A
Product: eukaryotic translation initiation factor 3 subunit A
Exons: 22
Coding region: 127-4155 (1342 amino acids)
Biological process (GO): translation reinitiation; formation of cytoplasmic translation initiation complex
Cellular component (GO): eukaryotic translation initiation factor 3 complex, eIF3e; eukaryotic translation initiation factor 3 complex, eIF3m; multi-eIF complex
Molecular function (GO): translation initiation factor activity; mRNA binding
Source: RefSeq, a predicted model, not a curated record
CGGCUGGGCGCGGGCGACUGCUGGCGAGGCGCGUGGAGCCCUGCGCUGGUUCCCCUUCGUCUCCGCUCCCGGCCCCGGGCCGCUACGGAGUUCGCUGAGGCCGGGUGAGCUGAGCCUGCCGCCAAGAUGCCGGCCUACUUCCAGAGGCCGGAAAAUGCCCUCAAACGCGCUAACGAGUUUCUCGAAGUUGGCAAAAAACAACCUGCUUUGGAUGUUCUUUAUGAUGUUAUGAAAAGUAAGAAACAUCGAACAUGGCAAAAGAUACACGAGCCAAUUAUGUUGAAAUACUUGGAGCUUUGCGUCGAUCUUCGCAAGAGCCACCUGGCAAAGGAAGGAUUAUACCAAUAUAAGAAUAUUUGUCAACAGGUAAACAUCAAAUCUCUGGAGGAUGUCGUUAGGGCAUAUUUGAAAUUGGCAGAAGAAAAAACUGAAGCUGCAAAGGAAGAAUCCCAGCAGAUGGUCUUAGAUAUAGAAGAUCUGGAUAAUAUUCAAACUCCUGAGAGUGUUCUUCUAAGUGCCGUAAGUGGUGAAGACACUCAGGACCGUACUGACAGAUUACUUUUAACUCCAUGGGUUAAAUUCCUGUGGGAAUCAUACAGGCAGUGUCUGGAUCUUCUUCGAAACAAUUCCAGAGUGGAGCGUCUCUACCACGAUAUCGCCCAGCAAGCUUUCAAAUUCUGCCUCCAGUACACCCGUAAGGCUGAGUUCCGUAAGCUGUGUGACAACUUGAGAAUGCACUUGUCACAGAUUCAGCGCCACCAUAACCAGAGCACGGCAAUCAACCUUAAUAACCCAGAGAGCCAGUCCAUGCAUUUGGAAACCAGGCUUGUUCAGUUGGACAGUGCCAUCAGCAUGGAACUGUGGCAGGAAGCAUUCAAAGCUGUGGAAGAUAUUCAUGGGCUAUUCUCCUUGUCUAAAAAGCCACCUAAACCUCAGUUGAUGGCAAAUUACUAUAACAAAGUCUCAACUGUGUUUUGGAAAUCUGGAAAUGCUCUUUUUCAUGCAUCCACACUCCAUCGUCUUUAUCACCUGUCUAGAGAAAUGAGAAAGAAUCUUACACAGGAAGAGAUGCAGAGAAUGUCUACUAGAGUUCUCUUGGCCACUCUCUCCAUCCCUAUUACUCCUGAGCGUACGGAUAUUGCUCGCCUUCUGGAUAUGGAUGGCAUUAUAGUUGAAAAACAGCGUCGCCUUGCAACACUUCUGGGUCUUCAAGCUCCACCAACACGAAUUGGCCUUAUUAAUGAUAUGGUCAGAUUCAAUGUACUACAGUAUGUUGUCCCAGAAGUUAAAGAUCUUUACAAUUGGCUGGAGGUAGAAUUUAAUCCACUAAAACUCUGUGAGAGAGUCACGAAGGUUCUAAAUUGGGUUAGGGAACAACCUGAGAAGGAACCAGAGUUACAACAGUAUGUCCCGCAGCUGCAAAACAAUACCAUCCUCCGCCUUCUGCAGCAGGUGGCACAAAUUUAUCAGAGCAUUGAGUUUUCUCGUUUGACUUCUCUGGUUCCUUUUGUUGAUGCUUUCCAACUGGAACGGGCCAUAGUAGAUGCAGCCAGGCACUGUGACCUGCAGGUUCGUAUUGACCACUCUUCUCGGACCCUUAGUUUUGGAUCUGAUUUGAAUUAUGCUACUCGAGAAGAUGCUCCGCUUGGUCCUCAUCUGCAAAGCAUGCCUUCAGAACAGAUAAGAAAUCAGCUGACAGCCAUGUCCUCAGUACUUGCCAAAGCGCUUGAAGUUAUUAAGCCAGCCCAUAUUCUGCAAGAGAAGGAAGAACAGCAUCAGUUAGCUGUUAACGCAUACCUAAAAAAUUCACGAAAAGAACAUCAACGUAUCCUGGCUCGCCGUCAGACAAUUGAGGAAAGGAAAGAACGGCUUGAGAGUCUGAAUAUUCAGCGUGAGAAAGAAGAGUUGGAGCAGAGGGAAGCUGAACUCCAGAAAGUACGGAAGGCUGAAGAAGAGAGACUGCGACAGGAGGCUAAGGAGAGAGAGAAGGAGCGUAUUUUACAGGAACACGAACAAAUUAAGAAGAAAACCGUUCGUGAGCGUUUGGAGCAGAUAAAGAAAACGGAACUAGGUGCCAAAGCAUUCAAAGAUAUCGAUAUUGAAGACCUCGAAGAAUUGGAUCCAGAUUUCAUUAUGGCCAAACAGGUUGAACAACUGGAGAAAGAAAAGAAGGAACUCCAAGAACGCCUAAAGAAUCAAGAAAAGAAGAUUGACUAUUUUGAAAGAGCUAAACGUUUGGAAGAAAUUCCUUUGAUAAAGAGUGCUUACGAAGAACAGAGAAUUAAAGACAUGGAUCUGUGGGAACAGCAAGAAGAAGAAAGAAUAACUACCAUGCAGCUAGAACGUGAGAAAGCUCUUGAACAUAAGAACCGAAUGUCACGAAUGCUUGAAGACAGAGAUUUAUUUGUAAUGAGACUCAAGGCCGCGCGGCAGUCCGUUUAUGAGGAGAAACUUAAACAAUUCGAAGAGCGACUAGCAGAAGAAAGACAUAAUCGUUUGGAAGAACGUAAAAGGCAACGUAAAGAAGAACGCAGAGUAACUUACUACAGAGAAAAACAGGAGGAGGAGCAGAGGAGGGCUGAAGAGCAAAUGCUCAAAGAGCGCGAAGAGCGAGAGCGAGCUGAGCGAGCAAAGCGUGAGGAAGAGCUGCGAGAAUAUCAAGAGCAUGUCAAGAAAUUAGAAGAAGUAGAAAGGAAAAAACGCCAGAGAGAGUUGGAAAUUGAAGAGAGAGAACGUCGUAGAGAGGAAGAGAGAAGGCUUGGUGAUGACCCACUUUCUAGAAAGGAUUCUCGCUGGGGAGAUUCAGAAAGCACGUGGAGAAAAGGACCUGAAGUAGACUCUGAAUGGAGAAGAGGCCCACCAGAAAAGGAUUGGAGACGUGAAGGGCGGGAUGAGGACAGGGUCCUUAGAAGAGAUGAAGAUCGACCACGGCGCUUGGGGGACACUGAAGAAAGAGAGUCUUGUGUCAGAGCAGAGGACGAUCGGCUUCCCCGUCGAGGCACGGAUGAAGAUAGAGGCCUUAGACGUGGUCCUGAUGACGAUCGGUUCUCCCGCCGAGGGACAGAUGACGACAGACCUCUCAGACGAAUUGGUGACGAAGAUCGGGCAAGCUGGCGUCACACCGAUGAUGACCGACCACCCAGACGAGGACUGGAUGACGACAGAACCUGGCGAACAGCUGAUGAGGACAGAGGACCAAGACGUGGGAUGGAUGAGGACCGGGGGCUGCGGCGAGGCGUUGCUGACGAUGAGCGAUCAUCCUGGCGCAGUGCUGACGAUGAUCGGGGUCCCAGGCGGGGCACGGAUGAGGACCGGGGUCCCAGGCGUGGGUUGGAUGAUGACCGAGGACCUUGGAGGAAUACCGACGAUGAUAGAAUUUCCAGGCGUGGUGCAGACGAUGACAGGGGGCCUCCUCGGCGCAGCCUGGAUGAUGAUCGGCUCUCCAGACGUGCUGAUGACGAUCGGAUUCCCAGGCGAGGCGACGACUCCAGACCUGGUCCCUGGAGACCAUUUGGCAAGCCAGGUGGAUGGAGAGAUAGAGAAAAAGCCAGAGAGAACAGUUGGGGUCCACGCCAAGAAUCGAGACUAUCAGAAGACUCCGAAUGGGAUAGAGAAAAAGAGAGGGAUAGAGAGAAUCAAGAUCGGGAUGAGCACGAAAGGGAUCCUGAGCGAGAACGGGACAGAGAAAGAGACAGAGAGCGAGAUGGGGAUCGAGAGGAUCGCUUCCGACGACCUAGAGAUGAGGGUGGCUGGAGAAGAGGACCAGCUGAGGAAUCUUCGAGCUGGAGAGAUUCGAAUCGCCGGGAUGACUGGGAUAGGGAUGACCGUCGUCGUGAGAGAGACGACCGCCGUGAUCUGAGAGACAGGCGGGAUGACAGAGACCGAAGAGGCCCUCCUCUCCGAUCAGAUCGGGAAGAAGCAAGCUCUUGGAGGCGUGCUGAUGACAGGAAAGAGGACCGGGCAGAAGAACGGGACACCCCUCGCCGUGUUCCUCCCCCAGCUCUUUCAAGAGAUCGAGAAAGAGAACGAGAACGAGAUCGGGAAAGAGAAGGUGAAAAAGAGAAGGCCACGUGGAAAGCUGAGAAAGAUAAGGAAUCUCUUCGUCGUACUAAAAAUGAGACUGAUGAAGAUGGAUGGACAACAGUGCGACGUUAAGUCUCAAGAUGAUGGAUUCAAACUGGUGUCUUACAUAGGUUUGAUCACAUUCAAGGAUUAUUGUACUUGUGCUUCAACCAGUCUAAAUUGGAUUCUAUAACUAAUGUUUCACCAUAACACGAAAAGCAUGAACUUGUAUUAAUCCUAUAUGAUAGAUUGAUCAUGCACCGUAUCUACAGAAGGUUGGAAAACCAUGCCAUUUUCUGAAAUUUAAGGUGUUGCAUUAUUUCACCAAUCAUUUGUUUACAAAAAAAGAAAAACUAAAAAAUAAAUUGAAAAUGUGAACUCUUCAGGUAUUGUGUAACACCUAUAUCUUGGUAUAGAACUGUUCUUUUUUCUUUUGAUUUUGAAAUAAUUUGGAGUGAGGUAAGGUUCUGUUAUAGAAAAUGUGUUUGAAGACUGUCUAAAACGGUGGAGCUGAACAAUUUUCACACCAUUAGCUGUUGAAAUUAUACCUCUUUAGAUACUGAGGUAUUUACUAGUAACUAAAUUAAAAUUUUUUUAAGUUCACUUUUAAGUGCAGUAAACAUUACAAGCAUUGGAUACAGUGGGGUUUCCUGUAGAUUUUACUUGAGUGAAGGUGAGUAUAAAGCAAAUAUUUAGUCAUUAUUGUAAUGACAAGAAUACUGCUGAAGUGUGAAUCCAAAACAAUAUAGCUUUUAAAUUUUAAAGCAUUUGGUGAACUAUUGCUGAGUUCUUUUCUGUUGCCAUUAGCAAACUGCUUUUCCAUUAAUGGAGAAUUCAUGCCUUUCAAGCAUUUUAAAUAUCACAAUAUUUAUAAAUGUGUGGUUUGGAGGAAUUGUUUAAAUUCUUUUUCUUAAUUUCCUUUCUCUUCAGGAUAGAUUCUUUCAACAAGUACUUUGUAGUAGCGACUGUGUUGACUUCCGUUUCGGAGGCCAGGAGCUGUGUUAAAGAGAACUGUUGGGUCUCACUGAGGCCAACACAGAACUUGCUGCUGUGUUUUUUUUUUCAGUGAUAAAUAAAAUACUUAAUUUGUUUUAGUGUU